Molecule: messenger RNA, 507 nt
Organism: Funneliformis mosseae
Lineage: Eukaryota; Fungi; Glomeromycota; Glomeromycetes; Glomerales; Glomeraceae
Source: the annotation of a GenBank genome assembly
GUUAAAGUGCGAGAAGAAGCAGCCAAAUUCAAGCAAGAAACAAUUAAUUUCUUAGAGGAAAAGAUUAAAGAAAAUGAAAAGGAAGCUAAAAUAAAGCAAGAAAUAAUUAGCAAUUUAGAAGAAAAUGUUAGAGAACGGGAAGAAAAAAUACGUUUUUUGGAAGAAAAGGUUAAAAAACGAGAAGAAGCAGCCAAAAUCAAACAAGAAAUUGUUAAUGUUUUAGAUAAGAAGGUUAAAGUACAAGAAAAUGAAGCUAAAGCCAAUCAAAGAAUAAUUAGCAUUCUUGAGGAAAAAGUUAAAGAUCGAAAAAAAGAAAAUAAAGACAAACAAGAAACAAUUAGCAAUUUAGAAGAAAUGGUUAUAGAGCAGUUAGAAUUUAUUAACGAUUUAAAAGAAAAAAUGGGAGAAAGGGAUGAAGUAAUAAAGGCAAAUCAAAAAGCUAUUAAUGAAUUAAAUGAACAAAUUAAAAAACAAGAAAGUUGGUCCAAAGAAACUAUUGAUGAAAAA